CAAUCUGAGCAUUUUAAUGUGUUGCAGUGAUCCUGGCUGCUUUUUCUGUAAGAGAUUAAUCUUCAUUCUCAGUUUCUUCUUUCCCUUUGGAAAUAGGGACCAGGAUGGUUGCAUGGUUGCACCAAAAGACAAAAACUAGAUGUUAAGAGAGAUAUAGAUAUUUAAAAGGUUGCCUAAAUUAUUAAGAAUUUUUUUUGCAAAAAUGCCCAUUGGUUAAUGUUGACCAUCCCUUUGUUUUGCAGUGGUUGCAAAGUGACUCCAAACCUUCUCCAUCCUUGGAUUUGUGACCAUUCUUGCUCUGCAUGCCGAGAUGGAGCUCUUGGGGACGUGCACUGCUCUCCUGGUCAUCUGGAUCUCCUUCCUUCUCCUUUCUGCCACCUGGAAGAGCAAGAUGUACAGAAAAGGGAAAAUGCCCCCCGGCCCCACUCCGCUGCCCAUCAUUGGGAAUGUUCUGCAGCUAAUGGGCAAAUACUGGGAUCAGGAAUUCUCCAAGAUAAGUGAGAAGUAUGGCCCAGUAUUUACACUUUAUUUGGGGAUGGAGCCUGUUGUGAUGCUGAAUGACUAUGAGUCCAUCAAAGAAGCACUGAUUGACCAGGGCAAUGACUUUUCUGCCAGGCCAAAAAUACCAUUGACAUAUAAAGUCAGCAAAGAUGGAGGGAUAGUCUUCAGCAAUGGGAAGACAUGGAAGCAGCUCCGGCAAUUUUCCUUGACCACCCUCCGCAACUUUGGGAUGGGGAAGAGGAGCAUUGAGGAGAGGAUCCAAAAGGAAGCUCAAUAUCUCCUGGAACAAUUCCAUGACACAAAGGGCCAACCCUUUGACCCACACCACCUCAUCACCUGUGCUACCUCCAAUGUCAUUGGUUCCAUCAUCUUUGGAAAGCACUAUGGAUACGACAACAAGAAGUUUCAAACCUUCAUCAAAUUGAUUGUUGAAUCCCUUGAUAUUUUUACCUCGUUCUAUGCACAGCUUUUCAAUGCCUUCCCUGCCUUCAUGGAAUGGGUUCCAGGACCCCAUCACCACAUGAUAGCAAACUAUGUCAAAUGCACAGAAUUCAUUUUAGAGGAAGCCAAGGAGCACAGGGCUACUCUGGACCCCAACUCACCUCGGGAUUUCAUCGACUGCUUCUUAAUCAGAAUGGAUCAGGAGAAACAUGAUGAGGCCUCUGAGUUCACCACGGAGAACAUGGUUACCUGCUGUACGGACUUGUUUGGCGCAGGAACAGAAACAACCAGCACCACACUCAAGUAUGGGCUCUUGAUCCUCCAGAAGUACCCAGAGAUUGAAGAGAAAGCGCAGAAAGAGAUUGAUCAGGUGCUUGGCCGCUCCCGGAUGCCCAGCAUGGCUGACCGCAGACAGAUGCCCUACACAGAUGCCGUCAUCCAUGAGAUCCAGAGGUUCAUUUCUCUUGUUUCACUGUCCGUUCCCCAUGCCAUGGUCAAAGACACACCAUUCAGAGGAUACGUCAUCCCAAAAGGCACCACAGUCUUUCCUAUUCUGACCUCGGUGCUGCAUGAUGGCAAGGAAUUUCCUAACCCCACAGAGUUUGACCCAGGACACUUCUUGAAUGAAGAUGGGACCUUCAGGAAGAGCGACUACUUCAUGCCCUUUUCAGCAGGCAAACGGGUGUGUGUUGGAGAAAGCAUGGCCCACAUGGAGCUCUUCUUGUUCUUCACCUCCAUCCUCCAGAACUUCAAGCUGAAACCCAUCACAGACCCCAAGGACAUUGAUGUCACACCUCUGGAGAAGCCUGUGAACAGAUUCCCCCGGCGCUAUGAGUUCUGUGUUAUCCCUCGCUGAAAAGCUCCUGUCUGGGGAACAGAUGCCCUGGGAAAGCCAGGGACCACUGCACAAACUCAGCUUUCGCUUCUUUGUGAAACAACUAUCCUAGACCUUCUUUAGAGAUGUCUGAAAGCCAUUCCAGCCUCCAGUGAAAACAUGAUUUUGUAUUAUAGCCACAGGGGUCUAAGUGGGUUCUUUCAAAUCAAUAUCUGUAGAUGGGUUUAACUUGCUUAAUUUUUAAAUAUUCUUUUAGUCUCUUUAACUUAGUCUCUGACUUUGCAUGCUGAUGUUCCAGACUAACAGCUAUAUCUUUGAAUGUCUCAAUCUAGAGUUUUAUUGUUUUUAAUGCUUGCUUUUCAAAACCAUUUUUGAGCCCUGUCAUGACUUUUCUGUGUUUCUAUGGUCAUAUGUGUGUGUAGUGAAUGUGAAGGAGCUUUAUGGCAGGAAUAUAUCAUCAGGAAACAAUAAAUGUUGUAAAUAAAUAAAU
This is a messenger RNA of Anolis carolinensis (green anole), 2267 nucleotides long. Its product is annotated as cytochrome P450 2C31. The record is from RefSeq and is a predicted model, not a curated record. NCBI's taxonomy places the organism in Eukaryota, Metazoa, Chordata, Lepidosauria, Squamata, Anolidae. Gene Ontology annotation, biological process: epoxygenase P450 pathway; xenobiotic metabolic process. Gene Ontology annotation, cellular component: cytoplasm; intracellular membrane-bounded organelle. The coding region runs from base 311 to 1798 and encodes 495 amino acids. Gene Ontology annotation, molecular function: oxidoreductase activity, acting on paired donors, with incorporation or reduction of molecular oxygen, reduced flavin or flavoprotein as one donor, and incorporation of one atom of oxygen; arachidonate epoxygenase activity; heme binding. The transcript is spliced from 9 exons.